ACCCAGAAGACACAAUGAGCGUUAAAGCUUUCAAGCUCGUUUCUGCUGUUGAGCGGGAGAUGUUAAUGGGAGACAAAAAUUAUAUCAACAUUGAGUGCAUUGAGUGCUGUGGGAAGAACCUCUACAUUGGAACCAAUGACUGCUUUAUCUAUCACUUUAUGUUGGAUGAAAAGGUAUCAACAGCUGGAAAAAUAACUUUUGCUGCUACCAAGCAACUGCAUAAAUAUCUGGGCUUGAAGAAGCCUGUGAGCGAGUUGAAAGCAGCCUCUGCCCUCACCAGACUUCUCGUGCUUUGUGACAACACGAUAACACUAGUUAACAUGAUAAACUUGGAACCCGUCCCCACCGGUGCCAGGAUCAAAGGAGCUGUGACGUUCACGUUGAACGAGAACCCCGUGAGUGGGGAUCCGUUCUGUGUGGAGGUCUGCAUCAUCUCGGUCAAGCGUCGGACCAUUCAGAUGUUCAUGGUGUUUGAAGACAGAGUCCAGAUAGUCAAGGAAGUGUUUACUCCAGAGCAACCCUGUGCUGUGGCCGUAGAUGGAUACUACUUAUGCCUUGCACUUACUACGCAGUAUAUAAUUUUGAAUUAUAAUACUGGUGUCUCCCAGGACCUGUUUCCUUAUUGCAGUGAUGAGAAACGGCCAAUUGUGAAAAGGAUAGGCAGACAAGAGUUUCUCUUGGCUGGCCCUGGAGGCCUAGGCAUGUUUGCAACUGUAGAUGGGAUCUCACAGCGCGCCCCAGUGCACUGGUCGGAGAAUGUGAUUGGGGCAGCUUUGUGCUUUCCUUAUGUGGUGGCUCUCGAUGAUGAGUUCAUUACGGUGCACAGCAUGCUGGACCAGCAGCAAAAGCAAACCCUGCCUUUUAAAGAAGGUCACAUUCUACAGGACUUUGAAGGAAAGGUGAUUGUUGCUACGAACAAGGGUGUUUAUAUCUUGGUGCCACUACCUUUGGAAAAACAGAUUCAAGAUCUUCUAGCUAGCCACAGAGUAGAAGAAGCCCUUGUUCUAGCAAAAGGAGCUCGAAGGAAUAUUCCAAAAGAGAAAUUUCAGGUAAUGUACAAACGAAUCCUGCAGCAAGCAGGCUUUAUACAGUUUGCACAGCUUCAGUUCCUUGAAGCAAAAGAACUCUUCAGAAGCGGCCAGCUUGAUGUCCGGGAGCUGAUCUCUCUCUACCCCUUCCUGUUGCCUACUUCCUCUUCAUUUAUCCGGUCUCAUCCCCCUCUGCACGAGUACGCCGACCUAAACCAGCUGACCCAAGGGGACCAGGAGAAGAUGACAAAAUGCAAACGAUUCCUCAUGAGUUACUUGAAUGAAGUCCGCAGCACUGAGGUUGCAAAUGGCUACAAGGAGGAUAUCGACACGGCUUUACUCAAGCUAUAUGCAGAGGCAAAUCAUGAAAGCCUGCUGGACCUGCUGGUUUCAGAGAACUUUUGUCUUUUGACAGACAGUGCUGCCUGGCUGGAAAAACACAAGAAGUAUUUUGCACUUGGUCUCCUGUAUCAUUACAAUGGUCAGGAUGCUGCAGCACUUCAGUUAUGGGUGAAAAUAGUUGAUGGAGACAUUGAAGAUUCUACGCGUUCGGAUCUCUAUGAAUAUAUAGUAGACUUCCUGACAUUCUGCUCAGACCAAGACCUUGUGUGGAAGUAUUAUGAAUGGAUUUUACAAAAAAAUGAAGAGGUCGGCGUACAGAUUUUCACUAAAAGGUCUUUGGAAGAACAGGAGAAAAACAUUAAUCCAGAUGAUAUCAUCAGUUGCCUUAACAAAUAUCCUAAAGCACGUGUCAAAUAUCUAGAGCACCUGGUAUUGGAAAGAAAGAUAGAGAAAGAGAAGUACCAUACUCAUCUAGCUGUCCUGUACUUGGAGGCAAUAACUCAGCUAAAAUCUGAGACCACAGAUAAUUGUACAGAAACAACUGAACUGCUGCAUAAAUUACGUAGUUUGCUUCAGAAAUCUGAUCUUUAUAGAAUUCGCUUUAUUUUGGACAAAAUCCAGGGCACAGACCUUCAUAUGGAAAGUGCAAUUUUAUACGGGAAACUAGAAGAACAUGAGAAGGCUUUGCAUAUCCUUGUCCACGAGUUAAAGGACUUCCACGCUGCUGAAGAAUACUGCAUAUGGAACUCUGAGAACAGAGACGUGCAGUACAGGCGGAGGCUUUUCCAUAUGCUGCUGUCAGUGUAUUUAACUCCAGGCACUUCGGAUUGUGCACUAGUCAUGGCUGCUGUGGAUCUCUUGAAUAACCACGCUGCUGAAUUUGAUGCGGGUCUAGUUUUGCAGGUGGUGCCUGACAGCUGGUCAGUGCAGCUCCUCUCCCCAUUCCUGGCCGGAGCAGUGAGACAAAGCGUCCACACAAAAAGAAUGACUCAGGUUGCACUUGGCUUAGCACAGGCUGAAAACUUAAUUUACAAGCAUGAGAAGGUUAAACAGAGAGGAACCCCAAUUCUUCUUUCAGACAAAAAGGUCUGUCAGGUGUGCCAGAAUCCUUUCUGUGAGCCUGUAUUUGUAAGAUACCCAAAUGGGAGUGUGGUCCACACGCACUGUGCUGCCAACAGACAUCUGAAUUCAAAUGUGACUCAUCACUCUUCCAGCUCCAGCAAUCAGACUUGAACUGUGUUCCAGUCCCACAGGUUCCCAUGACUUCUACCCUACUGAAAGUGGGCUGGAGAGAAAGAAUGAAGUGCAGCUACUUUAAGUAUAAAUCAAGAUGGACAGCUAGUUUUUUGGGUUAAUGGGAAGACUUCCAGUAAAUAUGAAAUAUUGCCACUUAUAUUUCUGAUUUCUAAUGAAUGUAGAUAGGAAAAAAAAAAUUCACUACCAGACAUGGAGAGGUGCAAAUAUGGGCUCUUCUGUAUAUAGGAAUAAACAAUUAAAGAAAAUGAGCCUUUUCUUCACAGUGAGGAUGAAUGUUAAGGAGUCAAGGCAAACAGUUAUUUUAAGAACUGUCACUUUGCACUGAAUAUGGUGUUCAUAAGUUUGUAGAGGUGGAGAUGGCAUCUAUUGAGUUGGAAUUCUUGAAACAUGACGGGACAAGAUUGGCGUGGUGCAGCUUGCCAUCAAGACAGAAACAUGCGUCGAUUAUGUUUGCUGCAGCAUGUCUUCUUUUGGGCUGGAUUCUCUUCCCCAGGAUCACAUUAUGAACUUUUUUUUUUUCUCUACAAAAUGUUGGGUCUUGAUGCACUUUUUAGUACGUCCCUCCCAUCCACCUACUAUAUGGAAUUUAAAUGUAAGCACUGGUCUGUUAGGUUUCAGCUCCUGCAGUCACUGUAAUAAACUAAGUGGAAACUGCCAGCCUCAGUCACACAGGUGUGCUUGGAAGAAGAAAAGAAAAAGCAACAAAGAUUGUCUGGUCAGACUGUAGUCACUUUUAUAUGGGGGAAGAGACCUUAAGUUUAAUAUUGAUUUAUUUAUUAAUAUGCAAAUAUACUGUACAUACAGUUGAAUAAAUUGAUCUUAUCAUUCUAGAGUUUCUUUGGAGGACUAAGAUGUAGCUGAUACAUAACUGUACAGAUUACGUGAGAAGUGUUUGCUAUAACAUAACUUAGGCAGGUUGGAACACCAUGAGAACAGGUUUUAGUCCUUGUUGAUGACUUUGUGCAAUCAGAACCACAGAAAGAAGGUAUAAUUGGCAAGAAAUCUACAAAAGUACACUACAGGGGUACUGGAUUUGUUAUAUUCUACUAAACAUUCUGUAAAUUAAGGUUUUUCAAAUAACAACACAAACCCCUUAUUUAGUUGCUCUGAUCUGUAUUCACAUUGCUAUUUAACCAUUUUAAAUUGAUAAUUUAAAAGAAGCUGCUUCCCCCAAGAGAACUCAGAAAAAUGACAACUUUAAAUAAAAGUUAAGUAUCUCAAAGUUUAAAGCAUUUCUUUUAAUUCUGUAAAGCUCUAAUAAAUGCCAAGCUUACUGACCAGCA
Messenger RNA from Empidonax traillii (willow flycatcher), 3910 nucleotides. It is a transcript of the gene TGFBRAP1, whose product is annotated as transforming growth factor beta receptor associated protein 1. The record is from RefSeq and is a predicted model, not a curated record. The transcript is spliced from 12 exons. NCBI's taxonomy places the organism in Eukaryota, Metazoa, Chordata, Aves, Passeriformes, Tyrannidae. The coding region runs from base 15 to 2603 and encodes 862 amino acids. Gene Ontology annotation, biological process: intracellular protein transport; vesicle-mediated transport; autophagy. Gene Ontology annotation, cellular component: cytoplasm; membrane.